Molecule: messenger RNA, 1311 nt
Organism: Papilio machaon (common yellow swallowtail)
Lineage: Eukaryota; Metazoa; Arthropoda; Insecta; Lepidoptera; Papilionidae
Product: visual pigment-like receptor peropsin
Exons: 7
Coding region: 299-1273 (324 amino acids)
Biological process (GO): G protein-coupled receptor signaling pathway
Cellular component (GO): photoreceptor outer segment; membrane
Molecular function (GO): G protein-coupled receptor activity
Source: RefSeq, a predicted model, not a curated record
UAUUUAAAAUGAUGACGUAGGUAGCGGUAUGCAAUUUACUGCUUGGCGUAUCUCAAGCAGGACGUUUACGCCCCCGAUGUCGCACACAAAGUAGAACCAGAACGAGUAACGCGAUCCUGUUCCUUUGUGAGGCGUUCAUCCGGCUGCUUUCAUUUGGCAACAUGUCCAGUCUACCUGAAUACUGGACAAAUGUGGACGUUUACGUAAAUGGACAAACAUUUAAUUAGAAAUAUUACUGUUAGAACGAUUUGCUUUGAUUUGGUGCCUAGUGUGCUAUUAAUUGAACUCAUCCUGGAGAAUGCAAUCACUUUUCGAUUAUCAAGAAAAUGGAUGUCCAUGGUACUACUUUGAUAGUUCAUAUAAAAUGUUAUUGGGCGCGUGUCUCAUUGUCUUUGGUGUAUUUGGGGUGCUGGUCAACGGUUGGCUUUUUGCCACAUUCAUCCACAGUCACCUGCUCAUUUCCAAGAGCCAUAUACUCGUUCUUAAUCUUUGUACGGCUUCGCUUGGCAAAAAUAUUCUUGGGUUUCCAUUUUCGGGCUCUUCAGCUAUAGGUAAAAGAUGGAUUUUUGGAUCAGCGUGCUGUCAACUGUUUGGAUUUUUAAAUCAGUUUUUUGGUAUCUUUCAAAUGACUGCUUUAGUUGCAUUAGUAUUGGAAAGGUAUUUGUUAGCAAGACGCAACAGACGAGAGAAAAGAUUGCACUUUAGAUUCUACUUCACCGUGGUUGGUGUCUGUUGGAUCAAAUCUGCAAUAUUUGCAACACCUCCAUUGUUCGGUUACGGCGUGUACUCGUGUGACUCCACGGGGACAGUUUGUUCUUUCCUAUGGCCCGCGCUGACUUCUAGCACGAAAGAGUUGGGUUAUAGUGUACCGUAUGUUAUAUUGUGCGGUUUGGUACCAUUAAUAGCAAUAUUUCAUUUUAUGGGCAAAGCUGUGCGUCUGGAACAAAUUUAUUAUAGGAAUGAGCAGUUGAAAGAAGAAAAACGCUUAACCAAGAGUGUUCACGGGACGUGCAUAGCGACACUGGCGCUGUGGGUACCGGCGGGCGUAUUAGCGGGCUGGCAGUGGGUGCCGUUGCUUAUCUACGGCUACAGACCACACGUGCCACCGGCCCUCUCGCUUCUAGCGCCAAUCGCUUCAGAGGCGGCAACCAGUAUACCAGUGUUAUUUUAUCUGUGCGGAGAUGAAAGGUUGCGCGCUGCGCUGCUGGGGCGCAUGCGCAAACAAUACGGCCUGCUGCGACCGGACCGCGCACAGCGGUACAUAAGAGCAUAAAUUAUUGGAAAGAAAAGAAAAUAAAUUCGCGAAGAAAA